UAUUAAUUAGUUUGGGCUUUGCAGUCCGCAGACACUUGAGAGACUGUGAACUCUGUACAAGGACCACUGCUUUAAACUGUCAUAAUGGUUGAUGCAUUUUGUGCAACUUGGAAACUGGUUGACAGCCAGAACUUUGAUGAAUACAUGAAAUCACUGGGUGUUGGUUUUGCCACUAGGCAAGUAGGCAAUGUUACCAAACCUACAAUUGUCAUCAGUCAUGAGGGUGACAAAGUUGUCAUAAAGACGCUGAGCACCUUCAAAAAUACUGAGAUUUCCUUCAAACUGGGAGAGGAGUUUGACGAAACCACAGCAGACGACAGACAUGUAAAGUCCACUGUAACCUUGGAAGGAGACAAUCUUGUCCACGUCCAGAGGUGGGACGGCAAGGAGACUAAGUUCGUUAGAGAAAUCAAGGAUGGUAAAAUGAUCAUGACCUUGAACUUUGAGGGCGUGCAGGCUGUCCGCACAUAUGAAAAGGCAUAAUGUCAAACUGAUAGAUGUUUCAGUGUUACCCUGGCAACUUGACAAUAUUACAAGGGAAUUUUUACAUUGUAUUCUCAACUGAGAGUUUUCCCCUUUUUAAGACAUUUUUUGUAAGACCUUUUAUAUAAAAUGCACACUGUGAAUUUUUUUUUUUUGAAUGUUGCAGAAUGUCAUUAAUGUUGGUGGACUGUAUAACUGAGGCCUGCCUUUGUGUUAAAUUGAAUGAAAUACACACUUGAUCAAAAACGAA
Ctenopharyngodon idella (grass carp) is the source of this 733-nucleotide messenger RNA. RefSeq names its product fatty acid binding protein 7, brain, a (gene fabp7a). The record is from RefSeq and is a predicted model, not a curated record. Gene Ontology annotation, biological process: fatty acid transport. The coding region runs from base 85 to 483 and encodes 132 amino acids. The transcript has 4 exons. Gene Ontology annotation, cellular component: nucleus; cytosol. Gene Ontology annotation, molecular function: fatty acid binding. Lineage: Eukaryota; Metazoa; Chordata; Actinopteri; Cypriniformes; Xenocyprididae.